AUGAACCGUGGUUCGAGAGAAGAACUCCUGGGCAGUUCGCAAGAGGCGAUCAGGAACAGCCAGGUUGACAUCGCGAGUUUUCAAGAAAAGCCUCUCACUAAGGAGGAAAAGAAUUUCCUUCUUAACGCCGACAGAGGAGAUUAUAAUACUGUUAAAAGACUUAUAGAAGAAUAUGCAACUAGACCGGAGAUACUCGACAUCAACUGCGUGGACCCUCUCAACCGGUCCGCGCUCAUCGCCGCCAUCGAAAACGAAAACAUCGAACUAAUUAAGCUUUUGCUGAAAGCUGGGAUCAAAGUUAAAGAUGCGCUAUUGCAUGCCAUUAAGGAAGAGUACGUGGAGGCCGUAGAACUGUUACUGCAGUGGGAAGAGGAGACCCAUGUCCCCGGCGAGCCUUAUAGCUGGGAAUCCGUAGACCCAGCAGCGGCAACGUUCACAUCGGAUAUAACGCCGCUCAUCCUGGCAGCGCACGUCAACCACUACGAGAUACUCAAGUUGUUGCUAGAUCGCGGCGCUACACUACCCGUGCCCCACGACGUCAAAUGCGGCUGUGAUGAAUGCGUGAAAUCAUCUUCCGAAGACUCCCUCCGGCACUCCCAAGCGCGUAUAAAUGCUUAUCGCGCUUUGAGUUCGCCGUCGCUUAUUGCGUUAUCGUCUGCGGACCCUUUACUUACUGCCUUCGAACUGUCCUGGGAACUGGGCAGGCUUAGCCGCAUGGAGACCGAGUUUAGAAUAGAAUAUAAGACCCUGCGUCAGCAAUGUCAAGAAUUUGCUACUGCUUUACUGGACCACACGAGGACUUCACAAGAGUUAGAAAUCAUGUUGAACUAUAACCCAUGGGAUAUGGACAGUUGGGAGCCUGGAGAACGGCAGACAUUAGGACGACUAAAAUUAGCUAUCAAGUAUAAGCAGAAAAUGUUUGUAGCACAUCCUAAUGUACAGCAGUUACUAGGUACAAUUUGGUACGAAGGCUUGCCUGGUUUCAAGAGAAAAGGAAUGGUCGGACAAUGUGUACAGGUCGCGAAAAUGGGUGCGAUGUUUCCAGUUUACUGCACUAUCUACAUGCUCGCACCCGACUCAGAAUAUGGUCAAUUCAUGAAAAAACCCUUUGUCAAAUUCAUCAGUCACAGUUCCUCAUACAUGAUGUUCCUUAUGUUACUGUCUCUGGCAUCUCAAAGAGCUGAAUACUUAGUCUUGGAAUGGUCUGGUAUAUCAUGGCUGCAAGAGCUGGUUGAAUUUUGGAAAGCACGCGAGAGAGGCUCAUUACCUGGUCUGAUCGAAUCUACUGUCAUCCUCUUCAUAGCAAGUUUAGUUUGGGGAGAAAUACGAUCACUUUGGGAAAAUGGUCUCAUGGAAUACAUAAGCGAUUUGUGGAAUAUAGUGGAUUUCAUCACCAAUGUGUUUUACAUAGCAUGGAUAAGUUUACGAUUCUCUUCCUGGUAUAUUGUGCAGCGAGACUAUCAUAGUGGCAAAGAUCCUUGGUACCCACGAGAACGUUGGGACUCAUUCGAUCCGAUGCUGCUUUCGGAAGGCGCCUUUGCAGCUGGCAUGAUCUUCUCCUUCCUCAAGCUGGUCCACAUCUUCUCCAUCAACCCCUACCUUGGACCGCUGCAAGUGUCUCUCGGCAGAAUGAUUAUCGAUAUCAUUAAAUUCUUCUUCGUCUACAUGUUGGUGCUAUUUGCCUUUGCAUGCGGUCUUAACCAGCUGAUGUGGUACUAUGCUGAGUUGGAGAAGAAUAAAUGCUAUCACCAUCCAUCUGGUGCACCUGAUUUUGAUACUCAAGAACGAGCUUGUAGUAUUUGGAGACGAUUUUCAAACUUAUUCGAAACAUCUCAAUCACUUUUCUGGGCGUCAUUCGGUCUCGUCGAUCUCACCACCUUCGAACUGACUGGUAUUAAGAGUUUCACUAGAUUUUGGGCCUUGUUAACCUUUGGAUCGUACUCCGUGAUCAAUAUUAUUGUACUCCUAAACAUGCUCAUUGCUAUGAUGUCUAAUUCCUACCAGAUAAUUUCGGAAAGAGCUGAUGUAGAAUGGAAGUUCGCUCGCAGCAACCUGUGGAUGUCCUACUUCGAAGAUGGCGACACUGUGCCUCCACCUUUCAAUAUAAUCCCUACACCAAAACACGUGAACGGUUGGGUGCAGAGGAUCCUUAAUAAGAGACAAAGGGGAUCCAUUAUUAACAAAUCCCGAGAGAAAGCUCGUCACCAACACGAAGCUGUGAUGCGAAUCCUAGUAAGGAGAUACGUCACAGCUGAACAGCGUGACCGAGACGAUGUGGGGGUCACUGAAGACGACGUCAUGGAGAUCAGACAGGACAUAUCCACUCUGCGCUUCGAGCUGAUAGACAUCUUCUCGAAUAACGGCAUGAAGACACCGAGGAUCAACCUUCAAGAUACUACAAUAUCUGGCAAGAAGGGCAAGGUAAUGGAAAGAAGAAUUCUUAAGGACUUCCAAAUAGGCAUAGUGGAGGGUAUCAUAAAGGACGUGAUAUCGAAGGAGAGCAAGCCUAAGGACGUAUUCAGUCAGAUCGCCAAGGCGAUUGUAAGGCGAGGCAGUGAAAGUGACAAGAAAAAGGAUUGGAAUGCGCAAAUACGCAGAAGUACGAUACGGAAGGAUCCUAUUGGUUCGACAGCCGAAGCUGAGACAAAGAAGAGCAGGCAAUCUCUUAGGGCUCAUAUUCUGGAUAACGUGCAAGCUAGAACCAUCGAUCCGCAGAAACUAUUACAAUACAAUCCUAACCUAUCUGCUGUGACGCCGACGGCAAGAGUUGCGUACGCCAAGUUCAUGAGGAGCAAGAUAAAAUCUGAUUUCACUGACAAAGAGAAUGAUAAACUAGAAGAAGCAGCUGAGCUAAAAGAGUCUACAGUUAAGGACGUUCGUCAAGCAUUCAAACCCAAAACACCUAUAUCAGUGAAAACAGAAGAUGAGAAUGUCAAAGCAAAUGAAAUUAAAGUUGAAGCGGAUAUAGAAAAUAAAGGUUCGGCCGCUAGCUCUGAACAACCAACACUAAAACCGACCUCUUCAGGACCAUCUCCACCAAGUACUCCAGCAUCUACUACAAAAUCUGAUAAAGAAACCACACCUCCAAAGACACCUGACACAAAGGAACACGUUAUCCAAAUAGAACCAGAGUCACCAUCAAGUAGCCUCUAUAUAACUAAGGAAGAGGAUAAAAAUUUGCAGAAACCAAUAUCGCCAACACCAAGUGGACCUUCAGAACAGAUUCUUUCCGCAGCCACUCUAGAAGCUGAUCAAAAAGAAGAAAAAUCUAAAUCAGUGAAAAUAGAUGUAGAAGAGCCAAAGAAAGAAGAAGAAUCUAAGCCCAAAGAUUCAAAACCCAAAGAGCCCAAGGAAACAAAACCUAAAGAACCAAAACCCCCUAAAGAUAGCGCUGGACCUUCAAGACCACCUCCUUCUACGGCUCCUCCAAAGCCUGCAUUGCCAACUGAUAAGGGAAAAUCUAAAGUUACGGGCAAAAUUGUUUCAGGAUGGCUG
Molecule: messenger RNA, 3495 nt
Organism: Brenthis ino (lesser marbled fritillary)
Lineage: Eukaryota; Metazoa; Arthropoda; Insecta; Lepidoptera; Nymphalidae
Source: the annotation of a GenBank genome assembly